Messenger RNA from Triticum dicoccoides, 872 nucleotides. RefSeq names its product calmodulin-3. The record is from RefSeq and is a predicted model, not a curated record. Bases 118 to 567 code for a protein of 149 amino acids. The transcript has 2 exons. Gene Ontology annotation, molecular function: calcium ion binding. Gene Ontology annotation, cellular component: myosin II complex. NCBI's taxonomy places the organism in Eukaryota, Viridiplantae, Streptophyta, Magnoliopsida, Poales, Poaceae.
ACGUGCCCAAGUUGACGACCGAACCAGGGGAAGUCUUCUCCUACCCACAAGAACGCUCAUUCGCAUCGCCACCUUCCUCCCUCCCCCCCUCGCCAUCUCCGACCCGACUUGCGGCCAAUGGCGGACCAGCUCACCGACGACCAGAUCGCCGAAUUCAAGGAGGCUUUCAGCCUCUUCGACAAGGAUGGGGACGGUUGCAUUACCACCAAGGAGCUGGGAACUGUCAUGCGUUCCCUGGGGCAGAAUCCCACUGAGGCAGAGCUUCAAGACAUGAUCAAUGAGGUGGAUGCUGACGGCAAUGGAACAAUUGAUUUCCCUGAAUUCCUCAACCUUAUGGCCCGCAAGAUGAAGGACACUGAUUCUGAGGAAGAACUCAAGGAGGCAUUCCGUGUGUUUGACAAGGAUCAAAAUGGUUUUAUCUCUGCUGCUGAACUGCGCCAUGUCAUGACCAACCUUGGUGAGAAGUUGACUGAUGAGGAGGUUGACGAGAUGGUCCGUGAGGCUGAUGUUGAUGGUGAUGGCCAGAUCAACUAUGAUGAAUUUGUUAAAGUCAUGAUGGCCAAGUAAGUUGCAUUACCAUCUGAGGGAAGCUUCAGUAAUCAGGCCAAAAUAUUACCUAUCCAGGUGCCAUUUUGUGAGAUGGCUAUCGUAUUAAACCGAAAACAAUAUAACACUGUGCUGUGUAUGUUGUAGGCAAUGAUUGUUUGCCUUGAAGAUUUUAUAGAUCCUGCUCUGGUCUUUCUGAUUUUGUCUGUUCCUUUUUUUUAUGUUUGGUUCGUUUCAACUUUUCAAGAGUGUAGCCACAAUGUGUUAAUGAAUAACUAUAUGUCAGUGUUCCAUGAUUGCAUUGCUAGCUCACAAUUUACCCCUCA